AUGGCCUUCUACUUCGGGCAAGGCGCAACAUACGACAGCAUCGAGGGACAGUUUCGUCUAUUCAAGAAGGCGGGGAAAGAUCUAAUCACGGAAGCCGAAACAGAGGGUCGCUCUGAGUUGCCUGCUCGCGGGAAGAGCGCGCCGAACACACCACGCAAACCGAAGGCGCCGAAGAAGGCUGCCGGUUCGCAGGACGGUGUCAUGACCGGUCGGGUCACCAAAAAUGCAAGCCCGAAGAAAGGCGGAAAGGUCAAGCAGGAGAAACUCAGCUCUGCCACCUCGUCGUUCUUUGCGGACACACCGGAGAGCAUGGUGGACGCCGUUGAUGGAGACGAUGAGAUGCCUUUCUCGGAGACUCAUGGGCAGUUUGACGAUCGCUUCAACCCUGUCUCCGAGUUCGAUGAGUUGGACUUGGGAUUAGGUAUCUAG
Molecule: messenger RNA, 429 nt
Organism: Coniosporium apollinis CBS 100218
Lineage: Eukaryota; Fungi; Ascomycota; Dothideomycetes
Exons: 2
Coding region: 1-429 (142 amino acids)
Source: RefSeq, a predicted model, not a curated record